Messenger RNA from Racocetra fulgida, 324 nucleotides. The record is from the annotation of a GenBank genome assembly. Lineage: Eukaryota; Fungi; Glomeromycota; Glomeromycetes; Diversisporales; Gigasporaceae.
GAUGAAGCAUCUAGAAUUCAAAACUAUAGAUGUGUUGAUGUUCUUUCUUUAUUUGUUAUUGCUUAUAAUAAAGCACCAUAUGAAGCACAUCAAAAAUCACCUUAUGAAGCAUUCUUUGAAUUUAAAAUGUGUGAAGUUUAUAAUACACCUGGAAAAACAAUAGCUAUUCAAGAUAUUAACAACAACCAAGCUACCUAUGUGGUCCAUACAAUACAAGUUAAAUAUGUCCAUAAAGAAAUUGAACAAAAUGCAGCAAAUUAUACAAAUAAAAUGGUGAUUCAUGGAAAUAAGGUUACAAUUGCUUAUGACUAUGAUAAUAACUAA